AUGACCGCAAGGCGUAUGGAGACCCUCAAAUUCCUUUCUGGUGGAGUUGCAGGAACCGUAGCAUCUGUCGUGACCAAUCCAUUAGAAGUUAUCAAAACACAAUUGCAAUCCUCUAACACGGCAUUGCUGGAAUCCAAGAGUCCCAUUGCAAUUGCCAAGGCCAUUGUAAAGCAAGACGGCAUUCCAGGGUUCUGGCGAGGACUUCCUCCAACACUAGUCGGAAUCAUACCCUCUCGAUCGGCUUACUUUUACGCUUAUCAACGAGUCAAGAAACUUUUGAGUCCCCGUCUACCGGAAGGAUCCCCUGGUAACGCUCUUGUCGCUGGAUUCACAGCUGGAAUUGUUGGCAACACAUUGACCAAUCCCAUUUGGAUGGUCCGUACCCGCAUGCAACUUAUGGUCGAUGCCAACGCUGGUCAACGAAUGUACAAUGGAUACGUAGAUGCCAUUAAGACCAUUUUCCAAGAAGAAGGCAUUGGUGGAUUCUACAAGGGAAUCACGGCCAGUUACUGGGGCUGCGCCGAAGGUGCGACACAAUUCCUCAUCUACGAACAAAUCAAGACACGUCUGCUCAAUCAGGAAAACGAGAGGCGAGCCAAAGCGGGAAUGCUACCUACUAGUGAACUAUCCAAGGCUAGCUAUUUUUGGGCGGCGGCCACCUCCAAAUUCGUUGCCGCUGUUGCGACUUAUCCCCACGAAGUCGCUCGCACUCGUCUUCGCGAACAGGCUAAGUCUGGUGUUUUCAAAUACAGCGGUAUGUGGCAAACACUGGGCCUCAUGUCGAAGGAAGAAGGUUUCAAGUCCUUGUAUUCGGGUAUGGGAGUUCAUUUGAUGAAGGUUGUCCCCAACUCUGCCACCAUGUUUUUGUGUUAUGAAAUCGUUCGGGGAUGGUUGGAUACGUACACCAUUGUGGCACUGGUUCCCACCAAGAAAUCAAAUUAG
This is a messenger RNA of Cylindrotheca closterium, 942 nucleotides long. The record is from the annotation of a GenBank genome assembly. NCBI's taxonomy places the organism in Eukaryota, Bacillariophyta, Bacillariophyceae, Bacillariales, Bacillariaceae.